This is a messenger RNA of Anneissia japonica, 1530 nucleotides long. RefSeq names its product paraneoplastic antigen Ma1 homolog. The record is from RefSeq and is a predicted model, not a curated record. The transcript has a single exon. Bases 1 to 1215 code for a protein of 404 amino acids. Gene Ontology annotation, molecular function: nucleic acid binding; zinc ion binding. Lineage: Eukaryota; Metazoa; Echinodermata; Crinoidea; Comatulida; Comatulidae.
AUGGCUACUUCUAGGCUGUUUAUAAAGUUGUGUGCUGCUUUGCCAGUGGAGGUCAAGAGAAGGAAAGAGGUCGAUAGGCAUGAUUUACAGAAAACUUUCGUUCUCGCCAGACUUUCUGUGAAGACAAUUGAUUUAACCAUUCCUGAAACCAUUGAAGUCUCUGAAAAGAGUGACCUUAUUGAAUUCACCCCUAUUAUAAUCACAGCCAAUCCUCAACCAGGGCCGUCCACAUCCAUUGCCCCAUCCAAUCAAACUCUGGCAUCAUCUCAGAAGGAGCUACUAGAUGUGGCACGUUUGUCCAUAAGUUAUAGAAAGUUAAAGGUAUUUUCUGGGAGCACCGUGCACGGAAAAGACGAGGAUCCAUAUCAUGUGUGGAAAACACAGGCAAAAGCGCUGAUAGAAGAAGCUGAAACCGAGGUGUCGCAAGCUGAAAAGCGAAGACGACUAAGGGAGGCGCUGCGCUCUCCUGCCCUAGAAGUAAUCGAUGACCUGAGGAGAGAAAAUCCAUCAGCUACGGCAAAGGACUAUCUCCAAGCCCUAGAGGUAGUGUAUGGAUCUACACUGACAGGUGAAGAGUUAUUCCACCAAUUCUUUGCCAUUGAACAAAAAGCAGGGGAGACACCCUCUCACUACCUAAGUCGUCUACAGGGAGCCCUCAGACAUGUUCUGCAGAAGGGUGGUAUUCCAGAAGAUAAGAUGAAUGCUGUAAUACUAAAACAGUUCAUUCGAGGAAUAAUCUAUGAGCCACUGCUGCUAGUAGACCUCCGUUUAAGAGAGCUUCACGAAACGCCACCAACAUACCUGACUCUACUAGGUAAAGUCAGGCGAUGGGAGGAAGAGUCAAAUAAACAAGAAAAGGCUAAGGGUCAAAGCCGAAAUUCAGUUGCAGCAGCACAUACUGUCAGCAACAAUGAUUUAGCAGAAAGGAUGAGCAAAAUCGAAAAGAUGUUGAAACAUUCUUCAUUAGGUAACGCUCAUGUACAUCAACAACAACAAAGUCAGCCGCCUCCAAGUAGAGAACGGCGAACCAACCAAAGCUCGGAUCUUCCGAGGUUUUGCUACAACUGUGGUCAAGAUGGACAUAUGAAGCGUAGUUGUGCAAACCAAGCAAAUACGGCGUUAGUGAAUGGAAAACUAAUUAGUCAUCUUCACCAGCAGGGAAACGCCAAGGGACAUCUGAGAAGGGGCAAACAGAUGUCGAACAAGCAGGAUUAGCCCCACCCUUAGGUGACAUUCCUCUGGGACUGGUGGGAGAAAGUGUCACAGAAGAAUGUUUCAUCGAUGGUUUUAAACAGUGUUGCCUUCUAGAUAGUGGUUCGCAAGUUACAACAAUUAAUAAUUCGGUAUUUGAGAAGCUAAAGAAGAAACUACUUCCAUUAACGGAUCUAAUCCUCUGGCAUGGUGGUGGAGGCAAGAUCCCAUACCUUGGCUGGACCAAGGUUGGGAUUGCGUUUCCCUCUGCAUUUGCUGGAACUAGUAAACAUUUUGAAGCUCUGGUUCUGGUGGUUCCUGACGCUCCUAAUUCACAUG